This is a messenger RNA of Syzygium oleosum, 1760 nucleotides long. RefSeq names its product protein LAZ1 homolog 2. Gene Ontology annotation, molecular function: transporter activity. Gene Ontology annotation, biological process: transport. Lineage: Eukaryota; Viridiplantae; Streptophyta; Magnoliopsida; Myrtales; Myrtaceae. The record is from RefSeq and is a predicted model, not a curated record. The transcript is spliced from 10 exons. The coding region runs from base 364 to 1656 and encodes 430 amino acids.
AAAACUCAUCGUAUUCUCGAAAACCGACGUGUCAACUGCACAAACGCAACGAAAACUGAACUUUGAGAACGUGUCAACGCCAUAUGUCCAAUUCACCAUAAGCCACUGUAACACUCACUUUGCCACUUUGGCCUCUUUCUUCACCUUCGUCUUCUUCUGCACGCUCCAAACCCUCUCAUUCACGGUCAUCAAUGGCGCAUUCUCUUCAGGAGUUCGACACUCAUCUGGACGCUGCUUCACCGAAAUCAUCAUUCUUUAAAGUUUCUUUACAGUUCUUGCCGUUUUGAAAAUCACAAGCGCACCAAGUUAAGAGUGCACUCAUUGAUUUCUCUUUAAAGUUGGAAGUCGGAAGAUGUCCAAAAGAUGGAAUCGACAUAUUCCUUGGCCUUGGGUGCCAUUUACAGCAACCUCCAUAAACCAGCGGUCAUCAUCGCAGCAUGCUUCGUACUUGUAGCAUUGGCCCUGUCGCUUUUUCUCGUGUUUCAGCAUCUCAAGUACUACACCAAUCCUGCUGAACAAAAGUGGGUAGUUGCAGUACUUUUCAUGGUUCCAGUCUAUGCAAUUGAAUCAAUAAUAUCAUUGUGGAACCCAAAAUUGUCUCUCGCUUGUGACAUAUUGAGAAACUGCUAUGAAGCAUUCGCUUUGUAUUCUUUUGGAAGAUACUUGAUUGCCUGUCUGGGUGGUGAGAGAAACGUGAUCGAGCUACUUGAAGAUGAAUCAAGGAAAUUGCUCCAAAAGCCACUCCUGAACCACACAAACACAAGUCCAAAGAAAAUAGGAAGCAGAGUUUGGAACUUCAUCUUUCAACCAUGUGUUCUUGGAGAAGAUCUGCUCAUCAUUGAGAAAUUUGGUCUCGUGCAGUAUAUGAUUCUGAAGACAGUAUGUGCAUUUUUAGCACUUAUUUUGGAGCUCCUUGGUGUCUAUGGUGACGGCGAAUUCAAAUGGAAUUAUGGGUAUCCAUACAUAGCGGUGGUACUGAACUUUAGCCAGAUGUGGGCAUUAUUUUGCCUUGUUCAGUUCUAUAACGCAACUCACGAGAGAAUAAAAUCGAUAAAGCCACUGGCUAAGUUCAUCAGCUUCAAGGCUAUUGUAUUCGCCACUUGGUGGCAAGGCGUGGGGAUUGCACUUCUAUGUACCUUUCAUGUUCUGCCUAAGGAAGGAAAGCUGCAAACUGGAUUGCAGGAUUUUCUUAUCUGCAUAGAAAUGGCAAUUGCAGCUGUUGCCCAUGUUUUUGUCCUUUCGGUGGAGCCCUACCGUUACAUCCCAAUCACCGAAAGCCCAAAAGUCACCACAGAAAAGACAGUCGCCAAAGUAAAGUUGGAAGAGGGUGAUAAAGAGAAACCGGCCAUGGUCGAGAAGACUGACACGAAGGUGGAGGUCCCGGGUACUAGCAUCUCCGAGAGCGUCCAGGACAUUAUUGUCGAAGGUGGUCAACGCGUGGUGAAGGAUGUUGUGCUGACAAUAAAUCAAGCAAUAGAACCAGUCGAAAAGGGGGUGGCAAAGAUCCAGGAGACAAUUCACCAAAGAUCACAGGAGUCAGAUGAAAAGGAUGAACAAGUGGAAGAGGUAGAGGCCAAGGAACGCGUUGAACUCGAAGGCACGGAGAGGGAAACUGUUGUAAGCAUAGAAGAGAGAGUAGUCAAAGGAAAGGAUUGAUCGUGCGCUACAGCAGGACGUGCCAGAGAGCAGUUUUUGACUUGUUAAUUCUUGAAAUGUGUUGUCUUGAUUUUGAAUUGAGCAAGUAAACGCUGCUUGUAUGC